UCGCUCUUCUCAGCUUUCAGAGGACCAGCUCGGCAGCACCUCCCCCGCAAAGAUGGCAUUCCUCAAGGUCGCUCUCGCCCUGACUGUCCUGGCAGCCGUCGCCCUGGCCAUGCCAGGGGGCCACCACGCCGAGUCCUACGCCAGCUUCAACCUCCUGGACACCGGCUACCACGGCGGCGGCUCCGAGGGUGGCCACCACGAGGAGUACCACCACUCGCACCCCAAGUACGAGUUCAAGUACGGCGUGGAGGACCACCACACCGGCGACCACAAGGACGCCAAGGAGGAGCGCGACGGCGACGUGGUGAAGGGCGAGUACUCCCUGCUGCAGCCCGACGGCAGGAAGCGCAUUGUGCACUACACCGCCAGCAAGCACGGCGGCUUCAACGCCAUCGUGUCCUACAGCGGCCACGCCAUCCACCCCGAGGUGCACCACAGCCACCACGAGGGCGGCUACUGAGCGGCGCGGCGGUGCGCAACCACUCCAAAGACUACCUCAUCCACUCAUCUUCAUCGAUUAUCCUCCAUCACUCGCUCCCCCAAUCAUGUCGUCACCUUUGUAUAUAAGCCAUCGAAUAAACCUG
This is a messenger RNA of Thrips palmi, 584 nucleotides long. Its product is annotated as adult-specific cuticular protein ACP-20-like. Bases 53 to 460 code for a protein of 135 amino acids. NCBI's taxonomy places the organism in Eukaryota, Metazoa, Arthropoda, Insecta, Thysanoptera, Thripidae. The record is from RefSeq and is a predicted model, not a curated record. The transcript has 3 exons. Gene Ontology annotation, cellular component: extracellular matrix.